AUGGUUUAUCAUCUCGGCAAAAAAAUUAGUUUUUUUCCCCCCCUGAAUUUAAUGGAAGGAAAAACCCGUGUCCGAUACUCCGAACUUCCAAAGCGUUGAGACAGAGACUCCAAAAGGCUAUUUGCUCUUCCACUCUCUUAUGGUUCUCAAACGGUCUGCUUCCUCCUCACGACCCACUGCUUGUUCUCCUCCUUCUCCUCCGUUUAGUUUAAGUAAUUGAUUUUCUGUCUGAACUUUCUCCGCUCGUCUCAUCCAAGUUCAUGCAAAUCUGAAUUUCUUUUCAAUCUGAGAAAAAAACUAGGGCUUGCUUCUGCAACUGUUUACAUUUACUGGGGAUUUUCUCUUUUUGGAUCUGGGGCUGACUAUAUAUCCAAAUAUAAGGCCCAUGGGUAUGGCUUGAGUACCGGGAACGUAAACGUAGGAGCGGGAUUGAGAACAUUGGGCUCAGAUCGAUUUGGGUUUUGAUUUUGGUUAUUGAAGGAUUAAAUUUUCUUUGGAUAGUUGCUCAGAGUUAAGGAUUAUAGGUAAAGAGGAUAGCUGUUGAGGAUUUGAGAAUUGGGUGUUAAAUACUGCGAAGAAGCAAAUUGUUGUGACUUGCGACAUUUGUGGGCGGUUUCGGGUGGCUGAGAAGAGGUUCUUGUAGUCAUGUUCUAUGGUUCAGUAGUAUGGGACCCUUGGCUCAUUGUUGCCCAAAUUGUUUGUCUUCAAUGCUUAUACUAUCUCACUCUUGGAGUAUUCUUGACAAUGCUUGUUGGGAAUCGUGUGCCACGUAUGAGCCUCGAAUAUUUCUUUGAUUUUGCUACUGUCACUACCUCUACAGUAACUGGGUGGUGUGUCAUUGCUUCGUUUCUGUUCAGCUCGCUUGCAGGAGCAGCAUAUAUGCUUUCUCUGAUUGAGAGGUCAAAAAAGUGCUUAGACUUUUCAGCCACUGUUUACAUCACGCAUCUCUUCAUAUGCAUUGUCUAUGGAGGUUGGCCUUCCUCAAUAACCUGGUGGGUUCUGAAUGGUACUGGAAUUGCAGUGAUGGCUUUGCUAGGUGAACAUCUGUGCAGAAAACGGGAACUGCAAGAGAUUCCCAUUACACGAUACCGUUCAAAUGUUUGACUAGUUAGACAAACUGGAUAGACGAGGACAAAUUUUCUGUAAUGGCUGUUUCUUCAAAAUAAUUAGGAGGAUCCCCUGGAUCAAACUUAUGAAGUAGUGGAUCUUAUAUGUGAUGAGGAAAACGAGUUCCUUCGUCUUUGGAUUCUUUCCUACGCUGCUAGAUGUGAUGGGAGAUGACCAAAGAAAAUAAGAUGGUGUUUAGAAGAUGGGGGAAGAACGAGGGAAAAGAGACUCGGCACAUUGCGUCAAGGAAAUGGUUAAUACUUGUAGGUAGUUUCGGAUGUGUAAUGCAUUUCCAUUUCGGAAAAAAUGUUUGGAAAUGCGAUUCUUAUCGUGCUUCUGAUAACAUUUCGGGUUUAAUGUAAUGUUCUUUUAUUUGGUUCUUAUUUUUUAAGUUGAUCAAUUGGAUGAGUUGCCAGUUCCAUUGUGCAAUUGGCCAAACUUUAUAAUCACGUGUAGAGUUUUGUAUAUUGAUUCCAAUAUAUGAUGCUUGUGUCUCACCUA
This is a messenger RNA of Carya illinoinensis, 1608 nucleotides long. Its product is annotated as protein SYS1 homolog. The transcript has 3 exons. Lineage: Eukaryota; Viridiplantae; Streptophyta; Magnoliopsida; Fagales; Juglandaceae. Gene Ontology annotation, biological process: Golgi to endosome transport; protein localization to Golgi apparatus; Golgi to plasma membrane protein transport. Gene Ontology annotation, cellular component: trans-Golgi network; Golgi membrane. Bases 646 to 1104 code for a protein of 152 amino acids. The record is from RefSeq and is a predicted model, not a curated record.